UUCAAAAAGAGAACGCGACAAUUCAUAAAAUGUUUUUAAAAUAUUGUUCGUUACUUUUAUUAUUUAAUUAUAACUUUGCAAAUGGUUUUGGGUUUUUUGAUAUUGGGAACACAUUUAAUCACCUUAAUAUAGAACUAAGUUCUCUGGUACCGCUUUUAGAUUUUAGUACUAAAACGCGAUGGAUAAAUCAGAACUUAGAUCAUUUUGACCCACAGGAACGAAGAAAAUGGAACAUGAGAUAUUUUGAAGGGUUAAACUAUUGGAGAUUAGGCGGUCCAAUUUAUUUAUUUUUGGGUGGUGAAAGUCCAGCUUCAAGUCAGUGGACCUCAACAGGUAUUAUGUACGAGUUAGCAAAAGAAACGCAUGGUGCUAUGUUCGUUUCGGAACAUCGUUAUUACGGUCAGAGCAAACCGUUGAAUACAACAGAUGUUGAAAACUUUAAAUAUUUAAGUGCAAGACAAGCACUCGCCGAUAAUGCGGAAUUGUUGAAAUUUAUUAAAAAACUGCCGAUUUUCAAAAAUUCUAAAGUUGUCGUUAUCGGUGGUUCGUACUCGGGAAACUUGGCGGCUUGGAUGAGAUUGAUGUAUUCUGAAUUAGUUGAUGCCGCUAUUGCGAGUAGUGGUCCUGUUCUAGCAAAGACGGACUUUUACGAAUAUUUAGAAAAGGUUAAUGAUAAUUACGAACAAUAUGGUACUCCGGGUUGCUUGGAUAAUAUAAGAAAUAUUUUUAGAAGAUAUGAUAAACUAUUUCAAAGCUCCGAAGGUAUUGAAAAAUUAAAAAAAGAAGAAAAUAUAUGCAACGAAUGCGAUUUAACAAUAUCGGAGAAUCAACAGGUAUUUUUCAGUUAUAAAGUAAACGAUUUUAUGUAUAAUUCUCAAUAUGGAAAUACAGAUAUAAUUAAUAAUCAUUGUAAAAAUUUAUAUCGUAGUCUGGAACCUAGAACAUCUCAGAAUGCGUCAAAACCAAAUUUUUGGUCUGAAAGGACACGGUGUUAUUGUUACGAUUUCAAUGCAAUGAUCAACGAAUAUCGCGCCGAGGAAAACGAUUGGAUCUUGACGUGGGUUUAUCAAACCUGUACAGAAUUCGGUUACUUCCAAACGACGAGCUCCAACUCGCAUCCAUUCACGGAUAACAUUCGACUAGAUUUUUAUACUAAAAUUUGUACCGAAUUAUUUGGAGCGGAUUUCGACAAGGAAAGAGUUGAUACUGGCGUUGAAAAAACAAAUGAAAUUUAUGGAGGAUUAACGCCGAAUGUUACGAAGGUAGUUUUUUCGAAUGGUGAUCUAGACCCGUGGAGUACUCUAAGCGUUUUAGAAGAUCUUUCCUACAAUGCACCAGCAGUGGUUAUACCUCGAUCGUCACAUUGUCGAGAUUUAUUUUCAAAUAGAAAAGGUGACAACGAAGAAUUAAAAGAGGCCAGGAAACAGAUUAAAUAUCUAAUUAAAAAUUGGAUAGGAGCUGGUGAUUACUUGUCUACGUAA
Molecule: messenger RNA, 1481 nt
Organism: Nymphalis io (European peacock)
Lineage: Eukaryota; Metazoa; Arthropoda; Insecta; Lepidoptera; Nymphalidae
Product: putative serine protease K12H4.7
Exons: 1
Coding region: 30-1481 (483 amino acids)
Biological process (GO): proteolysis
Molecular function (GO): serine-type exopeptidase activity; dipeptidyl-peptidase activity
Source: RefSeq, a predicted model, not a curated record